Cydia strobilella is the source of this 1071-nucleotide messenger RNA. RefSeq names its product acyl-CoA Delta-9 desaturase-like. Lineage: Eukaryota; Metazoa; Arthropoda; Insecta; Lepidoptera; Tortricidae. The record is from RefSeq and is a predicted model, not a curated record. Gene Ontology annotation, cellular component: endoplasmic reticulum membrane. Gene Ontology annotation, molecular function: stearoyl-CoA 9-desaturase activity; iron ion binding. The transcript has 4 exons. Bases 13 to 1071 code for a protein of 352 amino acids. Gene Ontology annotation, biological process: unsaturated fatty acid biosynthetic process.
CGACUUGACAGAAUGGCUCCUCAACAGACGGAUGCGAAUGGUGUGCUGUUCGAGCAUGACGCGCAGACCGAAGACGUGGCCCCGGUGAAGACGCCGGUCAGGCAAGCCGGCGACGCCAAGUGGGUGUACCAGUGGCAUAUGAUAAUCUUUGCUAUGUUGCUCUAUUCUUCCGGGCCGUAUGGAGGCUAUCUGUUCCUGGUGUCGGCGAAAUGGCAAACGAAGAUAUUUACCAUCUUCUUGUAUGUGACGACAUUUCUUGGCAUAGCAGCGGGAGCCCACAGGCUUUGGAGCCACAAAGCCUAUAAAGCUAAAUGGCCUCUCCAACUCAUCCUUAUGAUCUUCCACACUAGUGCUCUCCAGUACUCUGUGAUAAACUGGGUGCUCGACCACCGCAUGCACCACAAGUACGUGGACACGGACGCGGACCCGCACAACGCCACACGCGGCUUUUUCUUCUCCCACAUCGGUUGGACGAUGGUGGAUAAACACCCGGAGUUCGAGCGCAAGAGCAAGGGGCUGGACCUUAGCGACGUCGAAGCUAAUCCUAUACUGCGCUUCCAACGAAAGUAUUACGUAAUCCUGGUCACGAUUAUUCGCUUCAUCCUCCCCACCGUUGUCCCGGUCUACUUCUGGGACGAGACCUGGAAAAAUGCCAUCUUCGUACCCGUGUUGUUCCACAACGUCUGCAUAUUCAACGCUGUUGCAUUAAUCAACUCCGCUCUCCACAAAUGGGGGUAUAGGCCCUACGACAAAAACAUGCUGGCUUCAGAAAUGAAUUUUCUCACUCCGAUAACGCUUGGAGAAAACUACCAUAACUACCAUCACGCUUUUCCUUGGGAUUAUAAGACGUCAGAACUUUCCGGUGGCACGUUUAUGUUGACUACAGCAUUCAUAAAUUUCUUCGCGAAAAUCGGCUGGGCUUAUGACCUGAAGACCAUCUCUGAUGACGUCAUUCAGAAGCGUGUUAUGCGUACUGGAGAUGGUUCGCACCAAAUUUGGGGAUGGGGCGACGUGGACCAGACUAAAGAAGAGAUGGCAGCAGCUGUAAGAAUAUACCCUAAAGACGAUUAA